Messenger RNA from Strongylocentrotus purpuratus (purple sea urchin), 2833 nucleotides. RefSeq names its product tubulin-specific chaperone C (gene tbcc). Gene Ontology annotation, biological process: post-chaperonin tubulin folding pathway; tubulin complex assembly. Gene Ontology annotation, molecular function: tubulin binding. Gene Ontology annotation, cellular component: cytoplasm. Bases 39 to 1100 code for a protein of 353 amino acids. NCBI's taxonomy places the organism in Eukaryota, Metazoa, Echinodermata, Echinoidea, Camarodonta, Strongylocentrotidae. The record is from RefSeq and is a predicted model, not a curated record. The transcript has a single exon.
GAUCAUUAGAUUUUGAAAUGUGAGUCAUUCGUUUCAUCAUGGCGACCAACGUGGAAGUGACCGACUCGGUGAUUAGUGGCAACCAUCAAACAAAUUCAGUCAAUAUAAAUGGCAAAGAUAUCAAGAAAGAUAGGAUUCCUGCAGGGCUUGUCAGGCGGCAUGAGGAAAGGUUAGCGAGAGUAGAGAAGAUGAAAGAGCAGCGUGAAAACGAAAAGGUGGUGCAGGAGAGUGCCGACUAUUUUGCAAAGACAUUCAAUGCACAGAGGUCGAGCAUUGAGGAGCGGUUGGCAACUGCGAAUAAUGUUGCGAAAUCUAAUCUGCGAGAUUUCUUUGACGACAUCACAGAAGUGGCUCAGAAAUUGCAAAAAUAUGCAACAGACAUGACCCAGUUUCUACCCUCGCAUGACAUUCAAAGUGCUCAAAAUAAUUUAACAAAGUUAUUCGAUAGCAUCAAUGAGAAGCGAGACGAGUUGUUGCCAAAGAAGAAAUUUGCUUUCAAAGUGAGGAAGAGAGGAGAUGGGGAAGCAAACAAGCAACAGCAGGCACAGAAGAUUGGUCUGGAUGUUGUAGAUGCACCUCAGCCAUCCAAAAUCAUUACAGAAAAUGCUGCUGGGUUCGUAAAUAGGACAUCAGAGAAUUUAUCAUUGUCUGCGGAGGAGAUUUAUCUGAAAGAUGUUAGUCUCAGUAACCUGUCUUCAUGCACGGUCAAGUUGCCUGGAUCUCCAAGUGCACUUCACAUCAGCAACCUCUCAGAUUGCAAAAUCUUCUGUGGGCCGAUCCCUGGGUCGGUGUUUGCUGACAAGUGCAUCGAUAGCACCCUCGUCCUUGCAUGUCAGCAGCUGAGGGUCCACAACUCCAAAGACGCCAAGUUCUACCUGCAUGUGACGAGUCGAGCCAUCAUCGAGGAUACCACCAGUGUUCUCUAUGCUCCUUACAACUGGAACUAUGAUACCUUGGAGAAGGACUAUGAGGAGAGUGGUCUGGACAGGAGCAAGAAUGCAUGGGAUGACAUUGAUGAUUUCAACUGGUUGGCUCAUGAUAAACACUCGCCUAAUUGGGGACUGUUACCGGAAGAUGAAAGAGUCCAAGAAUGGGAUUAAGAUUUUAAAUUGUAUCAUACUACAUGUAGAUGCACAUAUCGUAAUUUGCAAUAUGAUGAUCAAAAUGUUCCCAGAUGUUUCAUAUUUAAAUAGUUUCAUUAUUUACAGUUUUCUAUUAAUCUCAUAUACAUUUAUUUGAUCAAAAUAUCAGUUUAUGACAUAAAAUAAACGAGGAGUCUCUUUGACCCUUAUUUCAUUGUAAAGAGAGUUUCAUAAUUUAUAAGUUCACUUUAUAUAAAUAUAUAUAGAGUCUAUAUAUAUAUAUAUAUAUAUUGUACCUUGUUUUAUGAUUCUGUUGUGUUCAUUUUUGUUGUUUUGCUGUGUUCUAUUUUAUAAAGAAACUUUGCCUUUUCAUUGGACUAGUAUGAAAAUUAAAAACUAUCCACAAAACUGUUCUGUAAAGGUUUCCCUUUGUUGGCCGCUUUUUGUUGUUGACAAUCAUAAUGAAGUAAACUUCAAGAGGAAAGUUUUAACUUAAAAUUCUUUGUUUAUUUGAUAUAUUAGGUAUGAAAUAUCUGAAGGUGUGAAUGUCACUUUCAUCAAUAUGUGAUGAUACACUACUGUCACAGUCACUGCAUGUAUAUGUAUGUACUUCUCCGAUAUGAUUUUUUUUAAAGGAUUUUUCCUUCAAUAAUGAAUUAUAAAGCUACAUCUAGUGAGAGCUUGGAAUGUUGCAUACAAGUAAAUAGAUCUUGCUACCUAUUCCCCCAAUGCCUGUGAAAAUAAUAUUGCCUCUAAAAAUGUCAUUCUUUACUGGUCGUCUUGUCUAUUUCGGCAUGGCAUCAUAUAUUUGCUUUUUGUUGUUUCUAUUACUUCUUUAACAAAGUUAUUUACUGUUUGAUAAACAAUCCAAUACAGAGUGAUUCUGAGCCUGUUUUUUUUCUUCUUCAAAAUACAUUUCCAUGAAGAAAAAAAAAUCCAAAUUACAUGUCCUUGUUGGUGUAAAUCAGGUGAUGAUAAGUUGGAUUAGGUACCUCUUUUCAUGGAAUUACUCGAUAUUGAUCGGUAAUUUUUGCGGUCCAAUUUGUCAUGUUUGAAUUACCUCCUCCUUUUCAAGGAAAAAUCUGUAACCAGUACCUGUUUCCUCAUUUAUUAAACACCUUCAGUGUUUCUCUUACCUGCACAUGAUUAACAAUAAAAAAGAGUUUUGUGUUGAAAAGAUAGAGAGAGAAGAAAACAAUUCCCAUGGAUAGUGUACAGCUAAUUUCAUUCAACAUUGUGUUAAUUUAUUGCAAACCCUUUGUUGUUACAUUCAUGUUUAGAGUCAUUCUUGUAUAGUAGAAGUAACAUUAUAUAUUAUAUAUUCUGAUUGCAUCGCAUGACUCGCUAAUAAAUUUAGUUUAUUUUGAGUUGAUGUAUUAUAUCACACAUCCGGAUUUACACUGAUUGUAUCUAUUAAAUCUAUAGAUAUUCAUGUUGAAAUUAAGUUUUAACAGUGGGUCCUAACAUACUUAAAUGUACCAUUUGGCAUUUUAAUAAAUCCAGUACUGAGAAUCGUUCAAUAAAAGUAUUCAGUUCCAGUUCAUUGUGACAUGAUACCCAAGUCAAGAUAUUACUGUGCAGUAUGAAUGACUGGGAUGAAAUCAUUAAAUGAAUAAUGAUUAUUCCUAUACAUGUAGUUCAAGAUCAGUUAUCACAUGUUAUGAUUAUACAUUCAGGUUUGAGCCAGAGCAGAUAUGUGUAUGAAUGAUAAAGAUUUGAAUAAAUUGAUGUGUAGUUGACAAUAUACUGAA